AUGACCCUGACUACAGUAUCCCUUCUGGCGACCUUCUACCUGGUCGGCUUUUCCCUAGCUUACCCGGGAGAAGCGGCGAUCGGGCGGAUUUUUAAGAGACAGGUAGUAAAUGGUGGCCCGGCUUGUCCGCCUCUGACGGUACUAAAUGGAAACGUCAAUUAUUUGCAAGCUUCCCUAACCCAGCAGUACGCCUCGGGCACGACCGGCACGCUGGCGUGCAACUUGGGCUUCACCCCCACUGGCGCCACGUCCUCUACAUGUCAAAAUGGAGCAUGGCUGCCGCUUAUUGGAAGCUGCACACCGGCCACGCCACUUGGAGGCGUCGCUCCGAUCGGCGGGAUCGGCGCACCUGGAGGCCUUGGAGCGCCAGUAUUGCCUGGCCUCGGCGCGCUGCAGUGUGGUGACAUUCUGCCCCCGCUGAACGGAGCCGUCACCUAUUCUAGCCCAGGCGCCCUCCACCCGGCCGGCUCGACGGUGACGCUCACCUGCAACGCCGGCCACGUGCUGAGCGGCACGCCCACGGCGACGUGCACUAAUGGCGCCUGGAAUCCGGCACUUUUGGGUGAGGAAUUGGCUUCAUCUAAUGCCUCGAAACCAUUCAAAACUACG
This is a messenger RNA of Mesorhabditis spiculigera, 609 nucleotides long. The record is from the annotation of a GenBank genome assembly. NCBI's taxonomy places the organism in Eukaryota, Metazoa, Nematoda, Chromadorea, Rhabditida, Rhabditidae.